GGUCCGGGUUGGUCAGUGUUGUCAGAGGGGCAGCAUGAGAUAUUUCUCUGCACGGAUCAUGCAAACAUGGGGAUAUUUGGAGGAAAAAUCGAUUUGACAACUCACUCAGGGAAAAGAGACAUGUGGCGGACUCUAACACUCUCACUGAUAGUUGCACUGGUUCUGGGCACAGAGCUGUCCCGGUCUGAGGAUGUGGGGUCCAUGGUGGCUGUCAAAAAGGCGGUGCAUGGGCAGCAGGAGAAUUUCAGCGACAUAUCCACUGUACUAGGAAAUUCCCGACACCAGAUUCUGGCUGCUCAGUUUGAGUGCUACCUGAAGAUAAUCAGCGAUCCACCACAUACAGAAGAAGGUACUUACUGUAAUCGUACGUGGGACGGCUGGCUGUGCUGGGGGGACUCCGCUCCUGGGACCGCAAUGCAGAUGUGUCCUGAGUACUUUCACGACUUUGACCCUGCUGAGAAGGUUACCAAAGUGUGUAAUCCUGACGGCCAGUGGUUCCAUCACCCAGAGAGCAACCGAAUCUGGACUAACUACACCCAGUGUCAGGCCUACACCAAAGACAAACUCAAGUUUGCCAUCAGCCUCUACUACCUGGCCAUGGUGGGUCAUGGUCUGUCUAUUGUCUCCCUGAUCAUCUGUGUCAUCAUCUUCUCCUACUUCAAGAGUCUUAGCUGCCAGAGAAUCUCCCUCCACAAGAACAUGUUUCUCUCCUUCAUCUUGAACUCCAUUGUUACUAUAAUGUGGCUCUCAGUCACUGUGGCCAAUAACCACACCAUAAAUGCCAGCAACCCUGUGAGCUGUAAGGUCCUGGCUGUGCUGACUCAGUAUACAUCUACUUCCAGUUACUUCUGGAUGCUGUGUGAAGGCAUCUACCUCCACACGCUCAUCAUAGUGGCUGUGUUUGUCGGGGAACAGCAGCUCUUCUGGUACUACGUCCUGGGAUGGGGUUUUCCUAUCGUUCCUGCCUUGACAUAUGCUGUGGCUCGCGGGCUCUUCUUUAACGACAAAUGUUGGAUCAGCUCAAACACUCACCUGGUCUACAUCAUCCAUGGGCCCAUUCAAGCUGCUCUGGUUGUGAACUUAAUCUUUCUCCUGAACAUCGUCCGCGUUCUGAUCACCAAGUUGAAGGAAACCCACUGUGCCGAGUCCACGGCCUACAUGAAGGCAGUGAGAGCCACCCUCAUCCUCAUCCCUCUGCUGGGGGUCCAGUACAUCCUCUUCCCCUGGAGGCCGGAGGGACGCAUCAGCCGUGCCAUAUAUGAUUUCUUUGUAAAUAUCUUCUGCCACUUCCAGGGACUCCUGGUGGCAAUUAUAUUCUGUUUCUGCAAUGCUGAGGCCCAGGCAGCACUGCGGAGGAAAUGGGCUCAGCGGAAGUUCACCUGGGGUAAAACCGGCUGGGGAGAAACACCCAUCUCCAGCAACCUCUUUAACUACCACACCAACUCCUCCAUCACCGAAACUAGCCGCGCAACCAUCAACUUGGAGCAGCCCGCUGCUGCGCCUUCUGAACUAAACAACCACUCCCUGUCCAAGUUGCAGCGGAAAGCCAACGGGCAGCAAAACAAUACUUGCAGCAAUGGGGAGGCGGACAUGCUCAACAAGCUGGAGACCACUGACAUCUGACUGGAUAAAGCACGGAGGGGACACAGAAGGACUGAGGCUUCAGGAAACAGAGAGGUUACAGGUAUAUGUUUAUAAUAAAGGCUAACAGGAUGGGCGUGUAUCUAUGUAAAUAGUAGCUGAAGAGCACUUAAAAGGCAGGUGGUGUUCACACAUAUACACACAUUUUUACAGCAACAUCUCCAGUUUUUGGAUUUGCAAGAACUGAUGAGAAAAUUAAUUUUAUGUCAUCCUGUAAUCCUAGUAUCAUAAUGUUUUUUGUCCUAGUUUUUAUAUUUCCUGUCAGAAUGGAGAAAGGGGCAAAUCCCGAACCUGACAUCUUGAUAUCACAGACGCAGAACUCUAUGUUUGUGUAAUCUGUUGCCUUAUGAAUCCUGUGCUCUACCCGUACACCACUGUGACCAAUGAAUGUCAUAGCCCACUGAUGUGAUCACACAUAUUUUACUUUUUCUACAUGCUUUUAUCUAAGAAGGAUAAUCAUACUCUAGCCCAUGGAAAGCCAGUAUCCCCAUUUUGGCUUAGCGCACCAAGAGAAUCAUUGUGUUAACAGGGUGAAACACAACAAAAGCAGCAUAAUAAUAGUUCACAUUUUGAUUCAGAUUUCCUGUUGAAAUGUAACAGACAGAUGU
Messenger RNA from Seriola dumerili (greater amberjack), 2249 nucleotides. It is a transcript of the gene calcrl2, whose product is annotated as calcitonin gene-related peptide type 1 receptor-like. The transcript is spliced from 13 exons. Bases 67 to 1623 code for a protein of 518 amino acids. NCBI's taxonomy places the organism in Eukaryota, Metazoa, Chordata, Actinopteri, Carangiformes, Carangidae. Gene Ontology annotation, molecular function: calcitonin gene-related peptide receptor activity; calcitonin receptor activity; adrenomedullin receptor activity. Gene Ontology annotation, biological process: angiogenesis; adenylate cyclase-activating G protein-coupled receptor signaling pathway; cell surface receptor signaling pathway. The record is from RefSeq and is a predicted model, not a curated record. Gene Ontology annotation, cellular component: plasma membrane.